AUGUCUUUUGAUCAAAGUGGUACUUCUCUAAAUAGCGUAUUUACUAUGGUUCCCAAUACCCAGAAGAUUCAGGACUCAUUGCAAGGUUUUCGUCUGCAGUCACCACAGCAGCAACGUCCAGCACAACAAGUACAACAGCAACAACCAGAAAACCAAAGACAGCAGCAGUAUCAACACCAACAACAAGCAGGAAAUGAAAUAUGCCAAUGUAAGAAUGGGAUGAAGAUUUUUGAGCGAUCUGUGGAGGACCAGUGUUCUGAUGUGUGGUAUUCGGAUACCUCGGAUGAGGAUAAAAGCGACAUUGAAGAAGAAUUAGAUCCUCUAAAAGAGGUAGAGAAGCAUAAACAUCGAAAGGGGCGUCAUAAUGGGGCUGUUAACUCAUGUUUAGAUAGCAAAGCUGGUGGAGGAGGUUUACAGGGGCAAGGGAGUGGCAAUAUGAGGAAAAUAGGGACUUCGCGUACUGCAAGUUGCGGCACCACAAGUACUAAUAAGAAAUCACAGAUUUGUUCUCGGUGCCACCGCCUAAAGCCAGUAAGGUCACACUCGAGAAGCGCUUUUGAUUUAGAGGAACUGGCGAUCAAUAGACCGAGGACGAACAGUAUCAUGCUACAACUAUCCAGACAAACGACAAGGCAGAGCUUUUUGGAUGGUAACAAUACUACCACAGGCAGUAUUGUUACUCAUUCUGCAAACGACGGCAAUCCUUUAGAUGAAACUAUGUGUAGAACUAGGUCACGUUCAUCCUUCACCGCUAUACCGACUCAUGUCUACAGUCUAGAGAAAUACAUUAGUACUGAAUUGGAUUCAGCAACGGAAUCCUUCUUUGACAAGGACGUCAAAAUAUCAGAUUCUUCCCCAACAGAGGUUCAAAGUAGUAUUGCAUCUCCUAAUUUUCCAAGUUCGUCCGCAAGCAUAUCUCUAAGUUUUGCAAGUUUGAGUUCUAACUCUAAUAUAAAUGACAAGCUUUCUCCACCCCCCAUCUUCCUGGAUCAACGCAAAAGAAGGAAAUCCCACAUCGAAAUGUCACUUUCUGAAUCUUUCCAGUGA
This is a messenger RNA of Eremothecium cymbalariae DBVPG#7215, 1047 nucleotides long. RefSeq lists its product as uncharacterized. The record is from RefSeq and is a predicted model, not a curated record. NCBI's taxonomy places the organism in Eukaryota, Fungi, Ascomycota, Saccharomycetes, Saccharomycetales, Saccharomycetaceae. The transcript has a single exon. Bases 1 to 1047 code for a protein of 348 amino acids.